AUGACGAUUAGAUGCUUCCACGGCGGAGAAUUCACAUGGGUACAAAAUAGCAUGCACUUUUAUGAUGAUGAAGUUCACCACAAAGUUGACAUGGUACAUAUAUUUUGGAUAGAAUUAGCGGAUCCUCCUGUGACACGCUGGACGGCGCGACGAUUGGGGGCUAGGCUAGGGCCUGGGUUGAUAUUGGCACCGUUGGUAGCUGGGGUUGUGUUAGUGGUAGUAGGAUGUUCGAUUGGUGGUGGGACUGGAAAUGUCGUCACCGUAGUUAGUGGGUCGGAGGAAUUUAAGCCGUCGGUGCCAGUAUCUCCGUCACCAUACGGGGAGACUAUGAUAAUUGCUAAUGCUGGGGAUUCCCGGGCUGUGUUGGGGAAAAGAGGAAGAGCUAUCGAACUGUCAAAAGACCACAAACCUGAUUGUACCUCCGAAAGGCUGAGGAUAGAAAAGCUCGGGGGUGUCAUUUGUGAUGGCUAUCUAAAUGGCCAACUCUCAGUUGCUCGUGCUCUUGGUGACUGGCAUAUAAAGGGCUCUAAAGGUUCAAAGUGCCCGUUAAGCCCUGAACCAGAGCUGGAAGAGGUGGUUAUAACUGAGGAAGACGAGUUCAUAAUAAUUGGUUGUGACGGUUUAUGGGACGUGAUGAGCAGCCAAUGUGCAGUAACUAUUGUAAGGAAGGAGCUGAUGCUGCAUAAUGAUCCCGAUAAGUGCUCCCGAGAGCUUGUGAGGGAGGCACUCAAACGCAACACCUGCGACAAUCUAACAGUUAUCGUGGCUUGUUUUUCUCCCAAUCCUCCACCUCGGAUUGAAAUUCCAAAAUCACAUCGGAGGAGGAGCAUAUCUGCUGAAGGGCUAGAUCUUUUAAAGGGUGUCUUGAGUAAUAUCUAA
This is a messenger RNA of Fraxinus pennsylvanica, 879 nucleotides long. The record is from the annotation of a GenBank genome assembly. NCBI's taxonomy places the organism in Eukaryota, Viridiplantae, Streptophyta, Magnoliopsida, Lamiales, Oleaceae.